UCUUCUGUAGGUCUACCGUCACCAUCCGCAUUGACCGGCUCCGGAGCGAUCCACCCAACGCGCUUUCGCCAUCCUCCCGUCCCCGUCUCCGCCAUCGACACGCAAACUCAAGAACGCCGCGCUAACAUCCCCGUGUACAGGUGACUACUGCGAUGUGUACCUGACGCAUGACUCCAUGAGCGUGCGCAAGGCGCACAACUCCGGCCGCAACCAUCUGCGCAACGUCGUCGAGUACUAUCAGCAAAUCGGUCAAGAGAAAGCACAAUCGGUCAUCGACUCGAUCACCUCGUCCUACGCCGCCGAAGGCCAGGCCGUCCCGAACCCGGCCAUGGCUCCCCCGGGAGCGUAUCCCCCGCCGUUCGGUUUCCCUGGCCGACCCGGCCAAAUGCCUCCCCCGCCUCCGUUCGGAAUCCCCCCGCCCGGCGCCCCAGGCGGUCUCCCCGGCAUGCCACCUCUCCCCGGCGGCCGAGGCAUGCCCUUCCCCCCUCCCCCAUUCCCUCCCACCUCCGGCGCGCCAGGCGGCUUCCCGCCUCCGCAUCUCCCAAACAUGCCCCCAGGCCAAGGAUUCCCGCCCCCGCCACCAGGCGCCAUGCCUCCCAAUUUCCAGACGCCGCCCCCGGGAGCCCCAGGCUUUCCCCCGAUCCCUCCCCCAGGCCACGGCUUCAGCCCCAGUCCGGGACCCGGCAAUUUCCCGCCCCCUGGCUCCGAAGGCUUCCCUCCUCCGCCGGGUGCUGGCGGGUUCUCGGGGCCGCCGCCGGGGAUGGGUGAUCACCGGUGAUAUCUUCACAGUUGGUCGGUUUUUAGGGUUCGGUUUUUCUUUUUAAGUAUGGAUGUGCGUCCGCUAGACUUGCAUUGGUGCAGUUGUUCUUUUUUUCUUUUCUUAUGUUGUGUACUGUUAUGUUUUCUCAAUAGCGUGGUCGUGUAAUCGAUAUCUAUGGAUUGACAUAUUUUAUAAAAA
Aspergillus campestris IBT 28561 is the source of this 958-nucleotide messenger RNA. RefSeq names its product putative U1 snRNP complex component Yhc1. Lineage: Eukaryota; Fungi; Ascomycota; Eurotiomycetes; Eurotiales; Aspergillaceae. Gene Ontology annotation, cellular component: U1 snRNP. The transcript has 4 exons. Gene Ontology annotation, biological process: mRNA splicing, via spliceosome; mRNA 5'-splice site recognition; spliceosomal snRNP assembly. Bases 176 to 778 code for a protein of 200 amino acids. Gene Ontology annotation, molecular function: pre-mRNA 5'-splice site binding; zinc ion binding. The record is from RefSeq and is a predicted model, not a curated record.